CCCAAACGCAUACACACCACACACACUCAAAAGCCAAGCACGAGUUGAUUCUUGACUUGACACAUUUUUUGUGAAAACAAACUUUAAAUCAAAAAUGUCGAACAUAAAAGUUUGUGUUAAAAUACGUCCGCUGAGCGAACGUGAUGUUAAACUCAAAAAAGAAGAGCAAUGGAAAGUGGCCGAUAACAACUCGCUGCAAUGCAUGAACAUCGCGCAUCCGUGUAAAUUUACAUUCGAUCACGUAUUUGGCACGAAAUCCCCCAAUUAUGAAAUGUACUUAUCGAUUGUGAAGCCCAUCUUCGAGUCAUGUUUGAUUGGGUUUAAUGGUGCAAUAAUCACCUACGGUUCGUCAUCAGCAGGGAAAAACUACACAAUGCUUGGGACAAAUAUGGAUCCUGGUAUUCUUCUGGCUACAAUUGAGCAAUUAUUUAUAAAGAUUGGCGGAUCUCCUCAUCACACGAUCAGAUUUGGCUACAUUGAAAUUUACAAGGAACAGAUCUGCGACCUGCUGAACGAUCGCAAACCGGUUUGGAUCGAUCAAAAUAAGAAAUUUGACUUUAUGUUAUCGAACGAUGAGAUUGUUGUCGAAAAUUUUGAAAAAGCUGCGGAGAUUGCGUUCAACGGAAGCUUUAAACGAAAAUCAGCAAAGGAUGAUGGCAGCAAAUUGUCGAGUCUAUCACAUUCAAUUUUUCGAAUUACAAUCGAGUCCGAAGACAAAACGAAUGGCAACGUACAAAUCAGCUGUUUGAGAUUUGUUCAUGUAGCUGGUGGUGAACUGAUGACUGAAGUUCCCUUAUCAGAUACCAUGGAAUCCGUGAGCAACAAGAGUUUGUAUUGGUUUAACGUUGUGAUCGAAGGACUGAAUAAAGGCGAGAAGAACAUCAAUUUCAACAACUCCGUCUUGACGGCGUUGCUUCGUGAACCGCUGACUGGCAAAUCGAAUACGGCGAUUAUUUGUAGCAUAAGACCAGAUGAUGUCGAGGAGACUAUUUCCACGUUGAGAUUUAUUAUCCAAGCCAAAAAUAUCCGAACGUUGCCAAUGCGUAAUGAAAUGUACAACGUCCGAACAAGCUUCUCUCCAGCGUCAGCUAACGAAGCUAACUAUAGCCAAUUAAUUCAUCUCGAUAAUCCACUCAAACAAAUUGCGAACCUGAAAGUGGAAAAUUUACUCCUACGCCAUGAUCUCGAGGAAGAAAGGGCAGCUGCUGCAGUGAGGAAAAAAUGGUUUGGAGAGCAAAUGAAAAGCGCUGAAUUUGCUUAUCUAAAAUUAGAGCACGCCCUGUCGGAGCAACAGCGAAUCCAAAGCGGACUGGAACUCAAAAUUGAGCAUCUGACUGACUCGAACGAACAAUUGCUGGCGAAAUUGGACGAAUUAAAUAACGGAACUUCGGUAUAUACCCACAAACCGAGUGAGUCUGUAGUCCUUCGCAAGAAUGGAACCUCAAAUUUGAUGAGAGAAAGCGCUAAAUCCGUGGAUAAACAUCACCUUCACAAUGAAAUCGCAACAGGAACGAAACGAAAGAAUAGAGAGAGUUCAGAGAGUGAUUGGUCGGAAACCAGCAAAACGCAGAAAUGUGAAUUGAAUUGCGAUAAAGCUGAUGUGGAUCCAUCACCAUCCACUGGUUAUACUAGAGUCCGCAACCGUGACAAGUCAGAAACGUGUACAAUUACCGUACGAAAUGCUUUAGUUGGACGUUUAAUGGGACGUGGUGGGUCUAUAGUGAAUAACAUACGUAAUGUUACUGGUGCAUCGAUAAAAUUUUCCGAACGGAAUGGAGAGCCCGUCAGAAAUGUUACAGUCAAUGGUAACUCGUGCGCAGUUACUAAGGCCGUAGACAUGAUCAAGGAACGGCUGGAACUCGACAAUUGAAUCAACAAAGAUCAGCUGGAUGGUAUUGGCUAAAAAGUCUUCCAAAUUUUUUACGUGUCAGAGAAAACAUUUUUUUUUGGUAUAAUGUUGGUUGACAUUCGAUGAAAUAAAUAAAUUUCGACCAAAGAAAAAU
Bradysia coprophila is the source of this 2003-nucleotide messenger RNA. Its product is annotated as kinesin-like protein KLP2. Gene Ontology annotation, molecular function: microtubule motor activity; ATP binding; RNA binding. Gene Ontology annotation, biological process: microtubule-based movement. The record is from RefSeq and is a predicted model, not a curated record. Lineage: Eukaryota; Metazoa; Arthropoda; Insecta; Diptera; Sciaridae.